Molecule: messenger RNA, 354 nt
Organism: Alternaria conjuncta
Lineage: Eukaryota; Fungi; Ascomycota; Dothideomycetes; Pleosporales; Pleosporaceae
Exons: 2
Coding region: 1-354 (117 amino acids)
Source: RefSeq, a predicted model, not a curated record
AUGGAAGCCCUCCAAGCACCACUUACAACGGGUUCAGAGAGAUCGCCAUAUCAGCCUAUCGAUUCAGAUGCUGGAGAGAUUCGCUUGGUCGAGUUAUUGCCAGGUGGAUACGAUGAUUUGAUUAGCCUGUGCCUACACACCGUCAAGCUAGAACAGCGGGCAACAGAUGAGGAGGAACCAGACGAGGAACCAGACGAGGAACCAGACGGGGAGCCAGACGAGGAACCAUUCGAAGAACCAGACGAGAACGAGUUCGACCUGGUAUAUUCAGAUCAGGAGAAAUCAGACGAUGAGCAUCGGUACGAGCCUGCCUUCUACUGCCAAUUCGAAUAUGAAGCUCUCUCCACUGGUUGA